UCAUAUCACUUGAUCGUCCUGUUAUGUUUGAUCGUGAUUUCUCGGUUACUUUGCUCGUUUACGGUGAUGGCGUACAUAGGAAAAUAUUUUAAAAAGUUAUAGUUUACUCAUACGAAGAUGGAGUACUGUCAGCAUACAAGAAAAUCGGCUGUAACUCGAGUUAUGUCUCGAUUGAUAGGUAUCUCUGGUUGACGAAGCAAUUUGAACGAAGUACCACUGAGCGCCUUCACGAGACCGUUUAUGUUUUUACGACUUGUCCUCGUGGUCGUUAGGGACAGGGUGAGCGAUGCUCUUCGAACGCUUCAGUCACCCCUGGCUUCCCGUCGAACAGCUGGUGGCGAAAGAAAAUGGGAAUAUUCAUCACAGCCUUCGAUAUUCGGAUGUGUAGGAUGCAUAAGCUUUUCCUGUGUUGGGAUCCCUCCUGCUUCCUUGGAGCAGGGUUCUAGACGCGAGAGUUGUACUUCCAGGAGCAGCCAUGGCCAAAAACGGGCAGAGAAAGGUUCUCGACCUCUUUUCCCGUCCGUUCAGAGAAAAGAAUGAGAGCAAUAUUCUGACGUCGAGGUCAGGAGGUCAACCGAUGCCUCAUCUGGUUCUGAGGUCAGGAGGUCAGCCAGUGCCAGAUCUCGGUGCCGCCACCAACAUCCCAAGAGGAGAAAUUUUCUCCCAGUUCCUCAGCUCGCAUCUCGAAGCUGCGGAGAGCCUCUGUGAAUAUCUGAUGAGAGCUCGAGAUAUAGACGAAUUUGAAAGCAUGGCCGAGGAAUGCAGGGAUCUUGUCAACGAGCAGUUGUUCAUCUACUCUCUCUCCUUCGUCAUCCUUCGGAAACCGGAAUUGAGGAAAUACCGUAUACCGGCAAUCGUCGAGGUCUUACCAAGCAAAUUCGCUACGCAGGAGAUGCUGCAGGUGGCGAUGACGCAGGUUAAGAAGGAUCCGACGGGGACUGAUCCUAUCGUCAUCGAGAAAGAUUUUACGGGGAACCCUCUCAAGGCCGAGCACAAAGUGGCCUACUGGCGAGAAGACUAUGGAAUCAACUCACAUCACUGGCACUGGCACUAUGCCUUUCCUUUGCGGCAGGAAGAGAACAGGGAUCGGAGAGGAGAAAUCUUCUUCUACAUGCACCAGCAGAUGCUCGCCAGGUACGACAUGGAGCGACUCUGUCAUGGUCUCAACCGCACGUUAGCAUUGAAUGGCUUGCGAGAGCCCAUUAAAGAUGGGUAUUUCUCUAAGCUGACUGUCAACAACUCUGGCAGGCCAUGGGGCACGAGGCAAGACCAUACCACGUUGAAGGACGUGAGCAGAGUUGGUAGAGACAUCAAAAUAUCUCGUUUGGAAAUGUACUAUUCAAGACUCAUGGAUGCUAUUCGCCAAAGAUUUAUGUUGGAUGAUCAGGGGAAGGAAGUCCCACUGACUGAUGACCCACCCACCAAAGAGUCCAAGAGGGGUAUUGAGAUUUUGGGAGAUGCCCUGGAAGCAGAUGAAAGGUGGAGCGUCAAUUACCCUUACUACGGAAACUUCCACAACCUGGUCCAUGUCCUCAUCGCUUACAGCCACGAUCCUGAUUCUGCUCAUAAUGAAGAAAAUGGUGUUAUUGGAAACUCAGCUACAGCCAUGAGGGACCCGGCCUUCUACAGGCUACACAAGCUUGUUGACGAAAUCUUCCAAGAAUACAAAAUGCAACAAAGGCCUUACACCGAGGAAGAGCUGGGUCUGCCUGGCAUCAAGGUCACCAAGGUAGGUGUUCUUCAGGACGGUAACCCCAAUGACCUCAAAACCAGAUGGAAGCAGAGGGACUUCGAAGCUAACAGAGGACUCGACUUCGGCCGCCAAGGUGCGAUCCUCUUCAGGUUCACUCACUUGGAUCACCAGCCAUUUGAUUACCAUCUGCAGGUACAAAACACCCUAACGGCUGAGAAAGAGGUGACCGUCCGAAUUUUCCUGGCUCCCACAUUUGACGAGAGAGGAAACAAGAUGAGCUUCAUGGAUCAGCGUCUUCUGUGGGCGGAGAUGGACAAGUUUGUUGUGAAAUUGACACCAGGUGAAAACCAUCUCGUAAGAUCAUCACUUGACUCUUCCAUCACUGCACCUGAGGAAGCCACAUUCAGGGAUUUGGAGGCAGAGUCUGGAUCAUCAAAAGAAAAAAUUGAAUUUGGUCAAUGCGGUUGUGGGUGGCCCCAGCACAUGCUUCUGCCUAGGGGCAUGCCCCAAGGGAUGCACUUCCAGCUCUUUGUGAUGCUCACCGACUAUGCAGUGGACAAGGUUGACCAAGUAAUUCGAUGCAGGGAGUGUUCCAACGCUGUCUCCUACUGCGGCAUCCUAGACUCCAAAUUCCCCGACACCCGUCCCAUGGGAUUCCCCUUCGAUCGCAAGACCCCAGAGGUAAACUCUGGAUCAAAGAUUGAGAAUGUAGGAGACUUGGCUGCGCAGUUCGAUAAUAUGCUCACGGAAGACAUCAAGAUCACUCUCUCUGAGACCAACUGAGUUUCACAGACACAACAACAGAAGUUGCAGGAAGAGCAGUGGCAAUAUGUCUAUCACUAUGACAUGAUUAUGAGUACAGUUCUGAUGGACCAAACAAGCAGUCUUGAUGAUUUUUAUUGCAUAUUUUCCAUCCUGAACACAUUACCUGGCUUCAGCUAACUCCUGGCAUAGAUGUAACCACAAAAUCAACAUUAGCAGUAAGAUUAACGUACGCCUAAUUAUCUGUAGGCGUAUGCCUGAAGGAAUACAACUCAUCACACUAACAAUGAAUAUAGCUUAGAGACGUGAUCUGAGUAAAUAAAAGUAGGCAGUCCCCUGC
This is a messenger RNA of Macrobrachium nipponense, 2795 nucleotides long. RefSeq names its product hemocyanin AA6 chain-like. Gene Ontology annotation, molecular function: oxidoreductase activity. Lineage: Eukaryota; Metazoa; Arthropoda; Malacostraca; Decapoda; Palaemonidae. The record is from RefSeq and is a predicted model, not a curated record. The transcript is spliced from 17 exons. The coding region runs from base 476 to 2476 and encodes 666 amino acids.